UAAAUUAAAAUGAACUAUGACGUAACAAACGUGAACAGGAAGUAUAUUCCUCAAUGCUAUUUACAUUUCAACAUGUGGCGUUGACGAGGCAUGUUCCCUCACCGCGCGCCACCGAGGGGGCACCCAGGCUUCAGCCCUGGGCCCCAUAGACAACCAUCCGCUCCCAUGGGACCCCACUUUGUUUACCAGCAUAGAAGCUGUAGUGUUCCUGCACAUGAAAGGUUGCCCACUUAUGAGUGGACCCCAGGUCCAUCGCCCCCUCUUCCACCUCCACACAUGAACGGUUGGCGCAAGAGGAAGAAUGAGGACUACAGGUCCCCUGUUUUAAAGCGCUUUCGUAAUGAUGACUCAUCCUCCUUCAUGCCGUAUCCUCCCAAUCAGCCCCUGCCUCCUCCUUAUAGUCCUGACCAAGUUCCGGCAGGUUCCUCAAGAUCACCUAUCACUGUUUUUGGUCAUCCCCAACCCAGCCCUUACUCCCAUGUGCACACUAAUAUGCCUGCAACCUCUGAUGGCUCCGUGGACCUGCAGGUCUAUGCUAAAGAUAAGGUGAGCGCUCAGAUGGUGGAGCUGUUUGAGGCGUGCCAGCAGCAGCCUUCUGAUUUACUACGCAAGGAGAUGUGCCGUAGUUGGCUGCAGCAAGACAUGCUGCGUGUCUUUGAAGCGGGGCGACUGUACAUGACAGGGUCCACCAUGAGUGGGUUAGCCAGCCGGAGCAGUGACGCUGAUUUGUGUUAUGUCCUCCAUGAAAAUAAAACUACACAUCCAGUCACUGUACUUUCUGCCCUCAAAAGGAUGAUGAAGUCAUUGUCUUAUGUAGAGCAACCCCAACUGAUCCGAGCCAAAGUGCCGAUCCUCCGAUUCCGAGAGAAAGGCAGCAACUUGGAGUUUGACCUGAAUGUCAACAACACAGUGGGCAUCCGGAACACCUUUCUCCUGAGGAGUUACGCUUACGCUGACCCCAGGAUACGACCCCUCAUCCUUGUUAUCAAGAAGUGGGCCCGGCAUCAUCAAAUCAACGAUGCCAGUCGAGGAACGCUAAGCAGCUACACACUGGUGCUGAUGGUGCUGCAUUAUCUUCAGACCCUCAAAGAACCAGUCCUUCCUUCACUACAGAGGGACUACCCAGAGUGUUUUGAUCCGUCUUUGGAGAUCGACAUGAUCCCUGAGGGAGCCAAAAACAUCCCCCCCUACAACUCCCAAAACAAUUCGUCUCUGGGAACACUGCUUCUGGGAUUUCUCCGAUAUUAUGCCACAGAAUUCAGUUGGAGGAAGAAGGUGAUCUCUGUUCGUGAUGCCAAAGCAUUUCCCAAGCAGAAUGCUGUCAAGUGGAGAGACAAAUUCAUAAGUGUGGAAGAGCCGUUUGAGAAGAAUAACGUGGCCAGAGCAGUGCAUGAGCAGGCCAAAUUUGAUACUAUUACAUCUCAGUUUCUUGAGUCAUUCCACAUGCUACAGAAGGGGAAAAACCUCAACUGCAUUCUUCCUGUUCGAGAGAUCAUUCAUAAAGAACUAUCUUGGAAAUGAGUUAUCGGACUCUUCUACCUCAGCACACAUUUUCCCAAGUUUACAAGAGACCCCACAAUGCUGUUUUGUUACAAAAUUACCAACAUUAAUUAAAUGUGCUUUUUCUUUUCUUCCUGUCACAUCCCUAAGUGGCUUUCUUUUUAUAUUAUAUUGUGUUUUAAAUGAUUAGUAAGAAAUUAAAUCACUGCAGGUGACAUGUUUGUAUUAAAUGAGAUGCAUACUGGAUUUUCUGCUUUGGUAAAGGGUAUACAGUAGAUUACCAUUUUUCGCAGAAGUUUCGCAUUCCAGGUCUACCAAUCUGCAAGUGACUGAUAUAAUCCUGUAAAAAUGUCUAUUUUUAAUAUACAGUCCGCUCCCAACACUCCAAACCUUCACAUUUGCAAUAAAAGUGACUGUUGGAAUUAUCUAUCUCUAUUGGAGUCAGUGUAACCAGUCAUGGCACACAUGGUGCUUUCAAGGACUGCCGAACAAAGUUCUGAAAUAUAAAUUAUAAUAUAAAUAUAAAUAUCUGAAGCAUAAAUUUCAAAAAAAUUGUGGAGCUUUUUUAAUAGUAGAACAUGUACAGGUAUACUGUAUUAUGCCGUAUUAAAAAUUGUCACUAA
Dunckerocampus dactyliophorus (ringed pipefish) is the source of this 2123-nucleotide messenger RNA. RefSeq names its product terminal nucleotidyltransferase 2 (gene tent2). Gene Ontology annotation, molecular function: poly(A) RNA polymerase activity. The transcript is spliced from 15 exons. NCBI's taxonomy places the organism in Eukaryota, Metazoa, Chordata, Actinopteri, Syngnathiformes, Syngnathidae. Gene Ontology annotation, cellular component: cytosol. The record is from RefSeq and is a predicted model, not a curated record. The coding region runs from base 91 to 1521 and encodes 476 amino acids.